AGCGCCUCUGCGUACCCAGCGUGCUCUCGCCACAUAACAGCAUCCCCGUCCGACCAGACGCUCCACACACACACACACACACACAGACACGCGACAGCAGAGACAUGGACGCUCUGAGAAGAAGGGAAUAAAACUAGAGCACGAGGGAGCAAGAGGACACGCUGGACUGAAUGGGGAAGAAAGAAGAAGAAGAGGUUGAAGGAGUAAAGAAGAUAAGAGAGAAAGUGACGGUGCGCUAGAGGACCGUAAACAGGUGCAUCGAGGCGGAGAAUGGGCAAUUCCUCCUUCCCAGGUAGAGAGAAGAGAAAGGGUCCCAUGAUCUCUGCCGGUGAUGCCGAGUUCCCGCGGGAUUACCACACCCUGGCUGCCAGCGGCGGCCGCGGGGCCCGGCGGUUCCUCGACAACACCAACGGGGGGUUCACGUCAUCGUCGCUGGACCGCCGGCACAACUCGGUGGCCGCUAAGAGCCUGGAGGCCUUGAACAGCAUCCACAAGGCGGACAUCGAAAGGCAGAGGGACGCCCUCAUGGACCUCCAGAAAAACAAGUACUCCAACAGCCCCGGCGGCAUGUCGCAGGGCUCCGCUGCAGCCGGACGGCAGCAACAACCAAACUACUGGAGCUUCAAGACUCGGACUCCCCGUGUGACGCGACUCAGCCCGACACAGCCGGCUCUUGCUGACCAGGCCAGCAGGGUUUCCUUCGCGUCAGCCGAAAAUUUGGAGACCAUGUCCGAGCCUGACAUCCCCAUCGGCUUUAACCGGAUGAACCGGCUUCGCCAGAGCCUGCCGCUGGCCCGCUCGUCCAGCCAGGCCAAGCUGAGGGCGCCAGGGAUCUUGUUCCUCCAGCUUGGGGAGGAGACUCGCCGGGUGCACCUGACCCACGAGCUGACCAGCCUGGACACUCUGAGGGCCCUCAUUGUGCACAUGUUCCCUCAGAGGCUCACCAUGGCUAUGCUCAGGUCACCCAGCACGGCUCUGCUAAUCAAAGAUGAGACCCGCAACGUAUUCUAUGAGCUGGAGGACCCGCGAGACGUUCAGGACCGCUGCGUGAUUAAGAUUUACUGCAAAGAGCCCAUCUAUGGAACCUACCCCGGACACCACAACCCACACCUGGCUAACGGAGACCUGCGAAGGGAGAUGGUGUAUGCGCCUCAGGACUCUCCCCCCAACCGCCGCCUGAGCAACCCGCCCAUGUCUUCCCAGCAUUCAUCCUCCUCCGCCUCACCCCCCCACGGCUCGCCGACACGCGCCCGCCUGCUUUACAGCGGCGGCAGGCCUUCGUCCUACGCCGGGCCGGCCCACCACACCCACUCCCUGCCUCACCCGCACUCCCAGUCCCACCACUCCUCUCCCCAGCAGCAUCCGCAGCUCCACCAGCCCCACCACAACCAGCCGGCCUUCUGCGCCUCCUCCAGCGCCAUCCUGGAACGCAGAGACGUGAAGCCCGAUGAUGAGGUGGGGGGAUCCAGAACCGUGGUGCUGCUGCGGGGAGAUGAUCGCGGCGGAGGUGGGAUCUACGCCGACCCCUACUCUCUGGGCCCGGAAACAAGUCGGCUGAGCCUUGCGGGGGGGCCUCACUCUCCUCUGCCAGCCAGAGCCGACCCCUACGGCUCCUUAUACCGCCGUGGGGGAGGAGGGGGAGGAGGAGGAGGUGCUGGAUCAGUGCGGUCGCUCACCUCCUAUUCUGCUGCCGCUUUGCAAGGAGAGCUGAUGGAAAGUGGCGCUCUGUACAGACCGGGAGGGCCCCUUUAUAACGAUGCCUACGCUGCGUCUGUGUUGGCCAUGGGCCUGCGAGUCCCACCGCCGUCGUCCCCGCAGAAGAUACCUGACGUAAGGGAUCCCUAUGGAGGCACCAUGCCAAACAGGGGAUCCCCUGGGAGACAGAAUUUGCGCAGGGACUCCGUGACCUCCUCUGUGUUUGGGGACAGUCCCAAAGCCCGGGGACAGGGCCCAGCGCUGGGGCUCACCUCAGAGCAGCUCUGCCUGAUGGCCGGGCCUGGAGGGGAGGGAGGGAGCGCUGGAGGCUUCGGCUCUCCUCUGCUGGGCAAUGAGACGGAGACCAGGGAGCGUAUGGAGGCCAUGGAGAAGCAGAUAGCCAGCCUGACCGGGUUGCUGCAGAGAGUCCUGAGCAGAGCACCGGAGGCAGAAAGCCCGGAGAAGAUUGAGUCAGCCAGUGACUGCUCAGGAACUGACACUGGACGAACUAAAAAAAACAAAGCUCUGACACCAUCUGCUCCUCUGGCCCUGAUGCCACCUCCACCCUCGGGGCCUAACCAGCCAGUGGCGGUGUCACGGUUGCAGAUGCAGCUCCACCUGCAGGGCCUGCAGCAGAACACCAACGCCCUGCGCAAGCAGCUGUCGCAGCUGCGCAACAUGCAGCUGGAGAACCAGGACUCUGUCCUCUCCCUGCUGAGACAGACGGAGUCCGAGCUCAGCCUCAUGAUGCUGGAUGCCAUGCGCACGCAGGAGGACCCGCUCCAGAGACAGCGCCUCCUGGUGGAGGAGGAGAGACUCAAGUACCUCAACCAGGAGGAGCUGCUCAUCCAGCAGCUGCACGACCUGGAGAAAUCUGUGGAGGAGCUGCAGAGGAACUCAUCGGUCAAUCACGGCCUGGUGACAGAGCAGGACGUGGAGCAGAAGAGCAAAGAGCUGAGGAUGCUGGGAGAGACGCUGACUGAGCUCAAAAACCAGUUCCCCAGUCUCCAGAGUAAGAUGCGGGUGGUGCUGAGGGUGGAGGUGGAAGCUGUCAAGUUCCUGAAAGAGGAGCCUCACCGCUUGGACGCUCUGCUGAAGCGGUGCAACACAAUGACCGAUGCACUCAGCACGCUGCGCAGUUUCUUGUAUCCCCCCUGUAUGUACAGACAAGUCACUGAGGGGGUGUGGAAGGGCCCCGACGACCUCUCCAGCCAGACGGCCUCGAAGAGAUCCGAGGACCUGGGCCGCACCUCCGACCUGGACAUCCUCAACAGUCCUCCUCUCAGCCUCACCGACCUGAGCACCAGCGCCGGUCUGGCCAACUGGAUGCCCGACGCCUCGGGCCCCGAGCAGGACGUCCAGCCCUCGUUGACCUUCAGAAACAGAGUCCUCGAUGAGCUGCCCAGUCGGCGUCCUGCCGAUAAGUCGGUGUCAGCUGAAGUCCGACUGGCGGCAGAGCGGGACUGGGAGGAGAAGCGUGCCAGCUUGACCCAGUUCAGCGCCCAGGACAUCAAUCGCCUGCUGGAAGAGACCCAGGCUGAGCUGAUGAAGGCCAUCCCAGACCUUGACUUCGCUGCCAGGCACAUAAACAAGCCAGCAGUGCCCCCCAAGCCCCAGAUCACCAUCCCAAUAACUUCCACAACAGCUACUUCUUCCUCUACAGUCGGGACCACUGGGACGGCGGCCACCUGCACCACCAGCGCCGCAACAACAACCAACACAGCCGGCGCAGACCAGCAGCCUGGCAAGGUGCAGCUAGCUGCCCAGAAGCUGAACAACAUGGAGGGGGGCGGUUCACACAGAGGCUCGGUGGACCUCAGUGUAGCCAGGUACCGAACGGAAAAGCCCUCCAAGUCUCCGCCUCCGCCUCCACCUCGACGGAGCUUCCCGUCGGCACACGGCCUCACCACCAACCGCACUGGAGAAGUAGUGGUCACCACCAAGAGCCUGAAGACAGAAGAAGACAGUGACAUGCCUAAAACGCUCGUGAAGCUGAGGCGGACCCCGUCUGACACCCCCCGACCGGCCUCUACCCCCCCUGUGAUCGCAGCCUCGGCCGUUCAAGACGAGGACGACGAAGAGAAGAUCAUCGCUGAGCUCGAGAUAUUUCAGAGAACGCCUGUAAAAGAUUCCCCUUGUAAUAAACGCUACAGCGCUCUACCAAAGGCCGGGCCCGCCUGCAUCUUUGGCUCCCUGGGCAGAAAGAACAGCAGUAACUCUCCGGGGCCGACGAAGGGCCCCACCGUCGCAGCCCGUCUCAAACACCUUCAACAGGGCAGCCUGGAGAGGCCCAAGUCCCGCAAGCAGAAAGAUGAUUUCCCCAAAGUCCAGGGCCAGCAGCAGGUAUUCCACUUCUAAAACCUCCUCCACCUCAAAGGACGCUCUCCCUCCUGCGACUCCGGAUGAGAGAUGAGAGAAACUGUGUAGGCCCUACCAGCAGACACACUAAAACCAGAGAGGGGGACUGCAGAUUUUUAGCAGUUCUUGCCGUGCGUUUUGACAUUUGAGUUCCUGGAUCUAGCCUAGCUUGCUUAGAGAUUUUUGUCGUACAAGUCUGUUGAUGUUUUGAUUUUCAGAGGAAGGUCUUUGGUGGUGCUUGUGACUGAUCAGAUUUAGUAUUACAAUAGUCAACAUAUAUAUAUAUAUAUAUCUAAAAAAAAACUUUAAUAAUGCCACGGAAUGAUUUCAUAUCUGAUAUUUCACCCUGUUCCAGCCAUGUGUCCUCCCCUCAUCUCUGCAUCCAGUGACUCCUACUCACCGCUCUUCUUCUGCUCUUUAUUCUCCUAUCGUUUCCUUAUUUCUUCCACUUAUCUUUUCUUCCUUGCCUUCCUUUAUUUCCUAUCUUCUUCUUCUCUUGUUUCCUCUUUCCCUGUCCUCAACGGCCCCAUCAGCCAAUCAGAUCGAGGCACCGGUUAGCGAUAGAGGGAGGGAUCAGGGUCUGACUCAGAAAUCACAACCAGAUGAAAGAUUUAACUUAAAAGUCAUUUGUCUGUUUGUAAUUUUUCAUUUGUGUCUUUUUUUUCUUUUCUCUUUCACUGCUUCAAUGUUUUUCUUCCUUUGCUCCUAAAUCUUUAUUUUCUGGAGCAGCGCUGAGCUUCAUCAUCAGUUUUGCUGACGUUUCCCCCCUGGCUGCCGCUGCUGCUUCUUUUUCUUCUCCUCAUGGUUUUGGUCCGUGAGCCGUCUUUCUGUUCUCCUCCCUCUCUCCUCGCCUCGCUUUUGCCUCUUUUCAUUCUGUCUGUUUCUCAGGUCUCAGCCGGACUAAUGAGGAGUUCUGGGAUCAUUCUGGGUUUGGACUUCUUAUUCCUAGUUCAGACCUGCGAAGGUGUGAGGUUGUAUCUUCCUAAAUGAUCACACUAAGGAUCCAAACGGGAGCAAUAACACAGCAGUAGUCUGAUGAAAUUAUUUAAAAAAAAACGUCUUCUCGGCUCUGGACCUGCAUCAUGACGCAGUGUGGGGACCUUUAACUUUUUAGAUGUUGUAAAUUUUCAUCUUACACCAUAACUAACAGCCAAAAGGAACCUGUGUCCCAAUGCCACAUGAAAUCAAAUGCAAAAUAAUCUAUAUGGACAUACCUAGCCUUUUGAACAGAUACAGAUCACAGACACAGCAGCUGAAUCCAUGUUAAACUCUGCAUUACUAUCAAGUAUUGAUAUAUUUUUGGAGGAUUUAUGACAGAUUAAGCCUUUAGCGGAGGUAUCCUUACUUUUGUUAAAUAUUCUACUGUAAAUAUGGGAGAGAUCAUUAUAUGGAUUUUCCGAUUUUCCAAAACUUGCAAGAUCAUGCAACAAGAUCUUUAGAGCCAAAACAUGACAGGAGAAACAACUCCGUCAGGACCGAAUGACGACAGAGGAGAGCUGGACAAAGGCAAACACAUGAAAGAUGUUAAACAAAAGGAUCAAAUGUUUGGAGCAAAGGACAAAAAUGGUUUUAGUUUUAAGUAAAAUCAGUCAGAAAUUGAACGAUUUCUAAAUGGAUCGAUCAAGAUCGAAUCAAAUCAGGAAACCAGUUGCGGGCACCCAACCCUAACGCUCUUCCUUAAAAUCAGAAGCAAAUUGUGAAUGAGUAUUUGUAAAACUUCAUGCGAGCUCAGACGACAGGAAUUUUAAAAUCCUAUACGGUUUUGUAAUCAGGCUACAUCAAACACAAGGAGAAUCUGGACAUGUAUUAUUUUUUUCUCAAAUCUGCACACGCUACAAGAUUUGAAGGAAGCUUCUGAUUGGCAUGCCGGAUCAGGGAUCACUGAAUGCUCCAAGAUGACUUGAUCCACACUCCAGACCAGCAGGUGGCGGUAAUGAACCCAGUUUGCCCAGUGCCUACGACCCAUCAUACUGGUCUAGGUUUAAUGAAGAUAAAGGUUCUUAAAAUAUUGAUAACUCAUUGAAUAUGAGCACACUUAUAAAACAAAUAAAACAAAUGCUACAAAUAAAACAAGGAGGAACAGUAGGAGACAGUGACAAUGACAGAACAACUGCAUGUGACAAUUCCUGCGUUUUUGCUGGAAUCAGUGCUUGUAAAAGUCAAACUCAUUAUAAUAAGCAUUUACACAUCACACGUACUAUUAAUAUUUAUUUUGGUCUCUAACAAACAAUUACAUUGAUUAGUUGACAUAUAUUGGAAACAUUUCUCAAACGAAAAUGUCACAUCCUGUUUUUAUAGCAUCACAUAGCUAAAUCUAAACUUGUCAGAAAAAUGGACACUUGAACACAAAAAAAUAGUAAUUAUAUUAAAUACCUAAAACAGAAGAAAUCACAUUUUGCUCAAAUUUUUUUUUAUUUGAGUCCCAUCCACCAACAAGGAGGAGCUUAUGACCUAUACUGCAGCCAGUCACCAGGGGGAGCUCUACUUGCUUUCACUGCACUUUUUGAGGAGCUGUCAUGGUGCCCACUUUUGCUGCAGUUCAGUUGUACUAGAAGACAGGUUAGACCAAACAAACCAGAAGAAGGAGAAUGUGGGCAAGAAAAUGCUUGGGGAUUUUCAGUACCAUCACUUCCUUCAUGUCCUUUUGCUUUUUUACACCAGUUAAUGUGAAACCAGAGUCCUGUGGUCUGAGUCCAUCUUCACAGCUUCAAACCAGCUAAUUAUUAGGAAUGAGCUAGAACAUAAACGUAAAAUAAAAUCAUGUCACACUGUUGCAGAUUUGAAGUGCGCAUUUGGGACACAGUCAACAUCUUACUUUCAUUUUGUCUCCAACAUGUAUACAUUUUUAAGAGUUAACCCCUUCAGAAAUGAAUUAGUAGCUAAAAAUUUUCUUGAAUUACUCAAAUGCAGAAAUAUAGAAACACAGAGUUGAGAUCAAACGUUUGUUUCUGGUGUGAAACGAAUCCAAAAAGACAAGAUAAAUAAUCCUGCACACUGUGUGACAGGGUGCUGGAGGGGAAAUCCGGCACCAGUUUAUUUAUACCAGUGGCAGGAUUAAAUUACAGGCACAUGUUUGAGUAUACGGUUGAUACGUUUAUAGAAUGUAUUCGUAGUCUCUGAAAUAGCAUUAAAAGCUAGCACAGAAAUAGAAACCUGCCUAAACCUCUUCACUGAUAUAGUGUAUGUAUAUUAUAUGACCAUUUAGUUUUGCUUUCAAACAGAGAACGUGUAAAAAAGAAAAGUGUCAUCUAUGUUUUAUAUGAUCAAGUUUUUUUUUGUAUUUUUAUACUUGAGGAGGAUUCACAAGCAUGUAACACAUUUAUUCUGUAAAUUAUUAUUUUUCAGCAUUGAAAGAUUUUUUUUAUUAUUAUUAUUAUUAUUAUUUUUCCGCUACCCAUGACCAUGACCACACUUUGUUGUAGAGAGGUUCUGCAGACGGUCGUGAACGGGUUUGGGUUGGGUGGGGUUGGGUGGGUUGGGGGUAAAACGCCACAACAUUUAUAAAAAGAAAAAGCACAUCACCUCUCUGACAGGACGCCCCAUUUUGUAGCUGUUCUCUUCUAUUAUAACAAUGUGUGUACACUUCACAAACUGUUUAUCGAUGGUUACUUGAUGAGUGUGUGAUUGUUCAAACCAUUUGUGGAUGUGCGAAUCAUGUAUAUAAACCCAAAUAGUAUAUUAACAAAUGGAUUUUAUGUAAAAUUUUUAUAGAGGGAGAAAAUAAUUAUGACUCCAAAAAGGCAUGCAUACUGUAUACAUUCCUGGAAAUCUGCACGCUGGAUCAACAGAGGUCUCAUCUUCUUGUCAAUAAUUCUUGUGUAUACGUGUGUGUGUGAGUGUAUGAUAGAGGUAACAAAGUGUACAGUAACAUAGAUUUUUGUAUUAUGUUCAGAAUGGGUAGGUAAAUCCCCUUUUACUGUCAGAAUAAAGGAAAAAAAAAGUACUAUUAUAACUGUGGAGAAAGGUAUUUGAAUGAUAUCGUAUAUCAUCUCGUUCCUCCGGUCUGAGAGUGAUGCUUGCUCUGUGGGUAAGUGUUUGUGAAUCGUGAAGAAGAAUGACAACUACUACUACAAAGUCAGUAUAACUUAAAGACCAACUAAACAGUGCAAAACACGGCGCAACUUUGUGUAUGGAAAAAGUUGCCGCUUUGUGUGAGAAAAAUCAACCAAACGAAAAGGUUGCUGCUUUUUGUACAUUCCUGUUGUGUUUUUGUGACAAUAAAGGUGACCCUCUUAUACAA
Molecule: messenger RNA, 8293 nt
Organism: Mugil cephalus (flathead mullet)
Lineage: Eukaryota; Metazoa; Chordata; Actinopteri; Mugiliformes; Mugilidae
Gene: srcin1b
Exons: 20
Coding region: 271-4053 (1260 amino acids)
Biological process (GO): regulation of dendritic spine morphogenesis
Cellular component (GO): postsynaptic density; actin cytoskeleton; cytoplasm
Source: RefSeq, a predicted model, not a curated record